AAAUGACUCCAAAACAAAGUUAGUCUUUCAAAACUUUAAAGAAAAAAAAACGUUUCCCUUUGAAAUUCCAAUAUGAAUCAAAGGAAUUCAAAAACAUUCAAGAACGUAAAUCAUUCAAAUUCUUAUGGAACCGGAAACGUUUUCCUCUCAAAUCAAAAUUUGUUGUUUCGUUCCAAAUUUUUUAAGAAUCAGAAACAAGUUUUCGUCCAUGAAUUUCUAAGGAGCGGAGGAAAAUUUCGUUCAAUCAAUGAAGGUUUUCCAACAAAAUAUUAUACGAAGUUUUCCCUGCUCCAGGUUCAGACAGACAGACGGGUAGACCUCCUCAGUAGGUGUUGUCCGAGUUCAGCUUUAUCGAUCCAGGUGCCCGAGCAGCAGAGUAAGGGUCCUCAACUUAUCCAGAGUUUACCGGAGAUUGCAAGGUGACUGCAUGGCAUCUGCAUCCCUACUUUCCUCCUUCCUAUCUUUUUCUUUUUUGCAUUUUUUUGGACUUAUGAUGUAUUAGACAGACGGUUGUGUAUUUAGAGGCUCUAGACUUGUGACACCAGAUGUUUGAGUUGUGUUGUCUUAUGUUUUAUUGACUUCCGCCCA
This is a messenger RNA of Nicotiana tabacum (common tobacco), 588 nucleotides long. Lineage: Eukaryota; Viridiplantae; Streptophyta; Magnoliopsida; Solanales; Solanaceae. The record is from RefSeq and is a predicted model, not a curated record.